Molecule: messenger RNA, 2846 nt
Organism: Pistacia vera
Lineage: Eukaryota; Viridiplantae; Streptophyta; Magnoliopsida; Sapindales; Anacardiaceae
Product: G-type lectin S-receptor-like serine/threonine-protein kinase At4g27290
Exons: 7
Coding region: 40-2508 (822 amino acids)
Biological process (GO): recognition of pollen; protein phosphorylation
Molecular function (GO): ATP binding; protein serine/threonine kinase activity
Source: RefSeq, a predicted model, not a curated record
CUUUAGAGGGCUUCUUUCUGACUGAAGCUGCAGGCACCCAUGGAUAUUCUUUGUUUCAUGUUCAUCAGUUUUAAGUUCCUGUUGUUCGUGGAAUUCUCCUAUGCAGCCGAUACUAUUAACUCAUUACAGUCUCUUAAUGAUACCAGUGGCGCCACCUUGAUUUCAAAUGAUGGAACCUUUGAGCUUGGUUUCUUCAGUCCUGGUAAUAAUCAAAAUCGUUACUUAGGAAUUUGGUACAAGAAUAUCCCAGUUAAAACUGUUGUUUGGGUCGCCAAUAGACUCAAUCCCAUCAAUGAUUCGUCAGGUUUGUUGAUGAUAAACAGCUCCGGAAAUCCUGUUUUAAUGAGCCAGAACACAAGUGUAGUUUGGUCUGCAAAUUUCACAAAACAAGUAUCAAGUUCCGCGGUAAUACUUCAGCUACUGGAUACAGGAAAUCUUAUCCUAAGGGAUGAGCAAGAUGGGAAUUCGGAGACUAAUUAUUUGUGGCAAAGUUUUGACUAUCCAUCUGAUACUAUGCUUCCAGGUAUGAAGCUUGGAUGGGACUUAAGGACUGGUUUUGAGCGGCGUUUAACGUCUUGGAAGAGCCCUGAUGACCCGUCUCCUGGAGACUUCACCUGGGAGUUGGAACCACAACAAAAUCCUGAGUUAAUUAUGUGGAAGGGCUCGACCAAAUUCUUCAGGAGUGGCCCCUGGAAUGGCCUUAGAUUCAGUGGCGCGCCAGAGUUGAGGCCUAAUCCGGUUUUCGUUUUCAGCUUUGUAUCUAACGAAGAUGAGUUGUACUACACAUACAAUGUCACGGACAAUUCAGUGAUCUCCAGGAUUGUUAUGAACCAAACUGAGUAUCAACGUGAUAGAUUCACCUGGAGUCCAUCAAGUCAAAGUUGGACGGUGUAUGCAGUUGUGCCGAGAGAUAGAUGUGACAAUUAUGGACUUUGUGGUUCCUAUGGGGUUUGUAUUCUCAGUGAAUCACCGAUUUGCCAAUGUUUGAAAGGGUUCACGCCUAAAUCACCAGGAAAUGUGGACUGGUCACAGGGGUGUGUGCGUAAUAAGCCACUGAACUUGUCAACAAUAGAUGGUUUUAUCAAAUUUCAGGGGCUGAAAUUGCCGGAUGCUAAUCAUUCUCGGGUUAACGGAAGUAUGAAUCUCAAGGAAUGCGGGUUGAAAUGCUCACAGAACUCUUCUUGUAUGGCAUAUGCAAAUUCAAACGUUGAAGGAGGAGGCAGCGGCUGUACCAUGUGGUUUGGUGAUUUGAUUGAUAUCAGAGAGAUGACAGCUAGUGGGCAGGACUUGUAUAUUCGAAUGUCUGCUUCAGAACUAGGGUCGAGUGAUGGAAAGAAGAAGAUGACAUUGGUGAUAGUUUUUACUACAAUUGGUGUAGUAGCUGGGUUGCUUGUAAUUAUACUCGGUUAUGUAAUUCACAAGAGGAGGCAGAAGAAAACAUCAGAGAAAACAGAAAACAACAGGGAAACCAAUAACCGCAAUGAAGAUCAACAAGAAGACCUGGAGCUGCCAUUGUUUGAGUUAGCUACAAUUGCCAAUGCCACCAAUAGCUUCUCAAUGAACAACAAGCUUGGAGAAGGUGGAUUUGGACCUGUGUACCAAGGCAAACUAGAGGAUGGACAAGAAAUUGCUGUGAAGAGACUUUCCGUGAUUUCUGGGCAAGGACUAAAUGAGUUCAAAAAUGAAGUCAUUCUGAUUGCCAAACUACAGCACAGAAAUCUUGUAAAGCUUCUUGGUUGCUGUAUUCAAGGAGAGGAGAAAUUGCUAAUAUAUGAAUUCAUGCCCAACAAGAGUCUGGACAACUUCAUUUUUGAUCAAAAAGAAGGUAAGCAAUUAGACUGGUCUAAGCGUUUCCACAUCAUUUGCGGGAUUGCAAGGGGUCUUCUCUAUCUUCAUCAGGACUCUAGAUUGAGGAUCAUACACAGAGAUCUCAAAGCAAGUAAUGUACUACUUGAUCAUGAGAUGAACCCGAAAAUUUCAGAUUUUGGCUUGGCAAGAACUUUUGGCGGAGACCAGACCGAGGGAAACACAAAAAGAGUAGUUGGAACUUAUGGUUAUAUGGCACCAGAAUAUGCUAGUGAUGGGCUAUUCUCAGUAAAAUCUGAUGUCUUUAGCUUUGGUAUUUUAAUGCUGGAGAUAAUAAGUGGGAUAAGAAACAGAGGAUUUUAUCAUCCAGACGAGAGCCUUAACCUUAUAGGAUAUGCAUGGAAAUUGUGGAAAGAAGGCAAGCCUUUAGAACUGAUUGAUCCAGUGUUGGGAGAAUCAUGCCAUUUAUCAGAAGUGAUCAGAUGCAUCCACGUUAGUCUCUUAUGUGUGCAACAGUAUCCUGAGGACAGGCCAAAUAUGUCAUCUGCUGUUCUAAUGUUGGGUAGUGAUGGUGAAUUAACUGAGCCAAAACAACCUGGCUUCCUGAUGGACAGGAAAUUACAUGAAACAGGCACUUCAUCAGGCAAGCCUGAAUCCUCUUCUACCAAUGAAAUCACUAUCUCACUGUUGGAGGCUCGAUAGUUUUCUUACUAUACGACCUAGUCGAUAUUUCCUGUACCUUCAUCAGCUAAUUUUGUAUGCCUAUUUUGACCCUGUGGAUCAUUUUUCAUCUGCAUAUUUAUGUAUAGUUCCCCAUUCAUUUUCUUAAUCGGCCGGAUAUUAAAAUUCAUAGUCAAUAAAUUUUACAGUUAUGAAAUGCAGAAUGCUGAUCUCCAGUGGUUAUUAUGAUGGCAAGUUUCUCAAAGUAACACUUUUUAUUGCUUUACUGGCCACAUUUUAUAUUGUUGUUUAAUGAACUUGAUACUGUAACUUGUAUGGAGCUGGAAACAUAGUUUUAUUAGAUUGUGUUCUUUGUAACU